Molecule: messenger RNA, 3406 nt
Organism: Pangasianodon hypophthalmus (striped catfish)
Lineage: Eukaryota; Metazoa; Chordata; Actinopteri; Siluriformes; Pangasiidae
Product: tumor necrosis factor receptor superfamily member 14-like
Exons: 5
Coding region: 2526-3254 (242 amino acids)
Biological process (GO): positive regulation of T cell migration; defense response to Gram-negative bacterium; negative regulation of alpha-beta T cell proliferation
Cellular component (GO): membrane; external side of plasma membrane
Molecular function (GO): protein binding; transmembrane signaling receptor activity
Source: RefSeq, a predicted model, not a curated record
AACUCUGUGGACGACAGUUUCACAUAAGGACUUUCUCUCUUGAAUUACAGAAAGAGGUUGUGCAAACUGUCAUUGAGGAAACACUUCUGCAUUUAAAAAAAAAAAAAAAAUUGGGUAAUUGUCUCCGUUUUUCCCGUGGAUGCUCAGCUGUUUUCAUCUCGUCCCAAAAAUUCAGUGAGCUUUUUCUUUGUAUUUGUGCUAGUUCUGUUUUGGUAUGGGUUUUAUUUUUAUGAUACUGCAAAACCUGUAGGCCUUUCUCUGUUUCUGCGGAUUGUUUUCCAAGAGAUUCUUAUUUGCUUUUUCACUUCAUUGAGCGAAUGGUACCUCUUCAGUAUCUUCCCAGCCAGAAUCUUUGAGACCAUUUGCUUGUCUUUCACUCCAGACUGAUGGUAUCUUUUUCUAUGCUCUGACAACAUCAUAUGAUGAAAAAGCAAUGUCCACCCUUAUAUUAAGGCCUUUGGUUUAAGCUGCAUUUGUUUUUUAGUUUUGACGACUCCAAGUUGGAAAGCUGAGUGCACUUCUUUUUGUAUUUUUCAAUCUUUGUCUGAGAUUCUUCUAGCUUCUUUUGGAUUGUACUAAGGUCAUGAUAGAUUUUUGUUCUGUUUACCUUCACUUUUUUUCUGUCCUUGUCUGUGGGGUGUUUCAUGAUGUGCACUUGAACUUUCAGGACAUUCUUGGAAACGUUGAGCAUCAUUCUGCCCCUGUCGCUGGUCUACUGGAGACUCAGGGAGGCUGUUGCUUGCUAAAUACUACUGUCUUUCCUGCCUUAUCCUAUCACUAUUAUUUCGUUGGUUUCCACUGUCUGUGUUUAUGUCUUUUUUCCCAUUUUGAAAGCUAGGAGAUUGUUUUAAGCUUUCCUGUCUCUUUUCUUUUUCUGUAUCUUUCCUUUUCUCUUGCAACUUUUGAUAUUUCACAGGAUCUUCCAUGACUUUGUCUCUGUAUUUUCUAGACUGGUGUGCUGCCAUCUUCGGGGCCAUAGUAUCUUAAAGAGAAAUAAUGAAAAUUUAAGUUUGGUUACAAAAAAGAUCAAAGAAGAAAUCAAAAUAUUACAAAAGAAAUCCCAACAUAUUAGAGAAUAAACUGAUAGGAUGUCAUUACCAUCAUCAGGUGCCAUUACCAUCACAACUAGAAAUGUGUUGGUAAUGACAUUUAUUAGUUUUGGGGGAAAAAGAGGCUAGCUCAUGGUUUUGCUAACACUACUUUGUAGCUAACAUAAGAUGGUAAUGAUGGUGAAUAAGCAUACUCUUUGAUCAGAAGGAAUAAAUGAUUAAAUUACUCACUUUUGUCAACAUCAAAUCUUCAGUCUUCUCUCAUGGCAGGCAUGUAGCCUACUCCUGUCAGAUAUUACUUCCAUAGGUAAAACAUAAACAGGUGUUACUGCCAAAAGAUCCCCCACAGAAACAAUAUGCUGUGAUGGCAAUGACGGGAAUGUUGGGGACAGCGAUAUAUUGUCCAAAAAUAUAUACAAAUUGUACAGAUGUAAACUAAAUUAAUAUAGCUCCUACCUUUUAAAGCUACUAUGAAGACACACAAUGAGAAAUGUGUAUGAUCUGAUCACUUUUCAUGACUUUAUUAAAGAGAAGUUUAAAAGUCUGGGUUGGGGCCAAGGCCAAAGUAUUAAAGUACUGGAAUUUCAAACAAACAAACAAAUAAAUAAGGCAUAAUUUUUUUGGUGCAGUAAAUUUUUUUCAAGGCAAAAUAUCUAUUGUUUUUAAUUACUAAACAGUUUGUUUCAUAGUUAAGUGCUUUUAGAUGAAUUUGUGGUCUAGGGACAUAAAUGUGCCUCCAUUUGGAGAAUCACGCAUAUAUUUGGAUUUUUGUCUUCAAUAUAUUUCGAACGGUGUGUGCAAAAAUAUUAACACGUGUACCAGUAAACAGCUACAGCUUUUUCCCCAAUAACUGGUACUUUUUAAAACCCCGAGCAUACGUUGAUUUCUGUGGAGACCCGUAGCAGCGAUAAUAGCUAAGGGACCGUCUACAAAUUACGUUAAGUCUCAUUUUACGUAAAAUCCAUACGGCCUAUACAGUGACGGCGAAUUGAAGCCUCCUGAAGCAUUGAAGCUUUCCUCUUAAAUGCAACGAAAAACUUUUAACUUGUGGAAACUUUUCAACACAUUGCGCGCUAGUGGCAGCUGGUGGUCAAAACCAUGAAGUGUAGCUCCUAUUAGAUGCUGCAGUGGGGUUUUGGGUCCCAGCUAAGAAAUCUGUGCAUUCCAAUGCUUUGAUUUUUUUUUUUUUUUUAAACAGUGAAGACAACUGGUAACAUUAAGUAAUGCUGUGUAUUACUUAAUAAAGAAAAAACUUUAUGUUUGUAUAUUUUUGUUAUAUUUUUGUUUUAUGCAGCCUGCAAGCUUAGAUCUUACAUAUAAUUAAUAUAAAUUUCUUAUAAAAAGUCUUAUUUGUAGAUAUCAGUUCAAAUUUUCAGAUAAUGCACCAUGUCACAAAGAAAAGUCUUCAAUUUAUUCAGAUACACAUAUUGCAUCUUAUUUUUGUCUUUUUCAGGUUUACAUUAGCACACACUGUUUAUGCUAAUGAGUUUCAGUAAUGUCAAACAUAUGAUGCCCACCGUGCGAUUAUGUGACGUCAUAUGUUUAACAUUACUGAAUCUUAUUAUUGUAAUGUGCUGCAAAGCGUGCAACAGUGCUGAGUAUGAAAUUGAUGGAGAAUGCUGUCCUAUGUGCGCUCCUGGUCACCAUGUGUUAAAACACUGCGACAGUAAUUCAGGCACGAGGUGUAAAGUGUGCAUUGGAUCAACCUACACUGAUGUCCCGAACGGUCUGAUGGCAUGUCUCAGCUGCACUGUGUGUGAUGAAGGUAAUGGAUUAAGGGUAAAGCGUAAGUGUUUAUACAAUUCAGAUGCACUCUGUGAGCCUUUGCCAGGAUAUUAUUGUAUAGAAACUCAUGGCGAGAGCUGCAGAAAAGCCAGAGAGCACUCCACCUGCCUUCCUGGACAGCACAUCUACCAGAUCGGAACAUCUUUAAUGGAUACAGUAUGUAAGGAUUGCUCUGAGGAGACAUAUUCAGAUGGUUCUUUAAUGCAUUGUGAACCACAUACAAAUUGUGAGUCUUUGGGGCAGAUAACAAUCACACAGGGAACAAAGUCGAGUGAUGCAGUGUGCAGCCAUAAACCAACUCAUCUGGGCCUCAUCAUUGGGAUUUUGUUGUCCUCAUUGCUGUUGCUGAUCGUUAUUUUAUGUGUUUUAUUAUGGAAGAAAAAGAAAGAUUUAACAUGCUGUAGAAAUCGUUUAUACUGAGAAGAAACAUUUUAUACAGUGUAGGUGUAUGUGUAUAUACACGUGUGUAUACUUUGUACAAAAUUUUACACAGUAUUAUAUUUGUAAUUUUUUUAAAUGAAAAAGCUAUUUUUCAUUUUUAUAUUUGUUUGAAUAAAGUGGGUGCGUCUGAA